AUGACAAUACCGACACGGGGCGAGUUCAUGUCCGCCGGCGUCGAAGAAGAGAAGAAGGGCAACCGAGACGGCGAGAGGGGGGAGACCGAGCGCCACGUGGCGCGCGUUAGAGCACUGUGCGAGAAGGCCAAGGAGAUUUUGAUGGAGGAGAGCAAUGUUCAGUCUCACCAUUUUGGUAUUCAGAGAAAGCCACAAGGCACUAGUCGACCUGUAAGGAGUCCUGUUACAAUCUGUGGUGAUAUUCAUGGGCAGUUUCACGAUCUUGCGGAACUGUUCCGAAUUGGUGGAAAGUGUCCGGAUACAAAUUACUUGUUUAUGGGAGAUUAUGUAGAUCGUGGCUACUAUUCUGUCGAAACUGUCACGCUGUUGGUGUCCUUGAAAGUUCGUUAUCCUCAGCGAAUCACCAUUCUUAGAGGAAACCAUGAAAGCCGACAGAUCACUCAAGUUUAUGGAUUCUAUGACGAGUGCUUAAGGAAGUAUGGAAAUGCAACUGUGUGGAAAACCUUUACGGAUCUGUUUGACUACUUCCCCUUGACAGCAUUGGUCGAGUCAGAAAUAUUUUGCUUGCAUGGUGGAUUAUCACCAUCCAUUGAGACACUUGAUAACAUACGUAACUUUGACCGCACCCAAGAAGUUCCUCAUGAAGGGCCCAUGUGUGAUCUUCUGUGGUCUGACCCCGAUGAUCGAUGCGGUUGGGGUAUUUCUCCUCGAGGCGCUGGAUAUACCUUCGGACAGGAUAUAUCAGAGCAGUUCAAUCAUACCAAUAACUUACGACUUAUUGCUAGAGCUCACCAGUUGGUGAUGGAGGGAUUCAACUGGGCUCAUGAGCAAAAAGUGGUCACCAUAUUUAGUGCACCUAAUUAUUGCUACCGCUGUGGAAACAUGGCAUCAAUCUUGGAAGUUGAUGAUUGCCGGGAGCAUACUUUCAUCCAGUUCGAGCCGGCCCCGAGAAGGGGAGAACCAGACGUAACUCGUAGAACGCCAGACUACUUCCUGUGA
This is a messenger RNA of Triticum turgidum subsp. durum (durum wheat), 999 nucleotides long. The record is from the annotation of a GenBank genome assembly. NCBI's taxonomy places the organism in Eukaryota, Viridiplantae, Streptophyta, Magnoliopsida, Poales, Poaceae.